AUGGAUAUCGACAUUCGCAAUCCAUGGUUUUGCAACCCCUUGCAACCAGAAAGCAAUAAUUCAGUCCUUGCCACGCAAAGAACCUCUUUGCGUGGGCAACACGCAAAGAACUCUCUUUGCGUGGGCAAAUACAGUGAGGCUCCUCCAUAUAAGUAUCCACCCAACCUUACCACAGUCUUACAGAUAUCACAUCAAGAACGAAGAAAUCAGAUAUAUUCUUUACAAGAACAAAGCGCGGACUUUAAGAUGAAUAGCAAGUUGAUCGUGAUUGUGCUGAUGCUGGUUUUGCUAACAACUCUUCAUGAAAGUGAUGCCUGGCGAAGACGAAGAAGAAGUGCGGGGCUGAACAAAAAUCCAAGGAUGCCAUUUGCAAAGGAAGACGCUAAAGAAGACGCUAACAACAGAGCAUAUGAAGACGAGAUUCACAAGGAUCUGAUGAAUGAAAUGGACAUUGACUGAAUGAAAGGACAGCUAAUUCAUAUGUACUAGUUAACAUACAACAACUGUAUUCAAUAUAAUUCUUGAAAGUAAAAAGUGCAUGUAUGAGA
Exaiptasia diaphana is the source of this 548-nucleotide messenger RNA. RefSeq lists its product as uncharacterized. NCBI's taxonomy places the organism in Eukaryota, Metazoa, Cnidaria, Anthozoa, Actiniaria, Aiptasiidae. The record is from RefSeq and is a predicted model, not a curated record. The transcript has 6 exons. Bases 1 to 459 code for a protein of 152 amino acids.